Molecule: messenger RNA, 726 nt
Organism: Strongylocentrotus purpuratus (purple sea urchin)
Lineage: Eukaryota; Metazoa; Echinodermata; Echinoidea; Camarodonta; Strongylocentrotidae
Product: fibropellin-3-like
Exons: 7
Coding region: 1-726 (241 amino acids)
Biological process (GO): Notch signaling pathway
Molecular function (GO): calcium ion binding; Notch binding
Source: RefSeq, a predicted model, not a curated record
AUGUUUGUUACCGAAGGUUUCCAUGACACCAAGACGAAUGAAUGUGAUUCUAACCCGUGUCAGAACGAUGGUACAUGUUACGAUCUCAUAGAUGCCUAUAACUGCACCUGUGUACCUGGAUAUGAAGGCAAGAACUGCGAGAACCAGACGAAUGAAUGUGAUUCUAACCCGUGUCAGAACAAUGGUACAUGUUACGAUCUCAUAGAUGACUACAACUGCAUCUGUGUACCUGGAUAUGAAGGCAAGAACUGCGAGAACCAGAUGAAUGAAUGUGAUUCUAACCCGUGUCAGAACAAUGGUACAUGUUACGAUCUCAUAGAUUACUGCAUCUGUGUACCUGGAUAUGAAGGCAAGAACUGCGAGAACCAGACGAAUGAAUGUGAUUCUAACCCGUGUCAGAACAAUGGUACAUGUUACGAUCUCAUAGAUGACUACAACUGCAUCUGUGUACCUGAAUAUGAAGGCAAGAACUGCGAGAACCAGACGAAUGAAUGUGAUUCUAACCCGUGUCAGAACAAUGGUACAUGUUACGAUCUCAUAGAUGACUAUAACUGCACCUGUGUACCUGGAUAUGAAGGCAGGAACUGCGAGAACCAGACGAAUGAAUGUGAUUCUAACCCGUGUCAGAACAAUGGUACAUGUUACGAUCUCAUAGAUGACUAUAACUGCAUCUGUGUACCUGGAUAUGAAGGCAAGAACUGCGAGAACCGUAAGUCGUUUCCAUAG